GGCCACGGAGCCACGGCCAAACCAAUCUCCCAGUUUCUCUCACCACUAUCCAUCCUCUUUCUCUCCAUCUUCCCCUCCCAUGGAUCCCGACAACGAAGUCCAACUCGACCUCUUCCCCUUCAUCCGCAUCUACAAGAGCGGCCGCAUCGAGCGCCUCCUCGGCACCGACGUCGUCCCCGCCUCCGUUGACCCCGCUACCGGCGUCACCUCCAAAGACGUCACCAUCGACCCAUCCACCGGCGUCUCCGCCCGCCUCUACCUUCCCACCACCACCGACAACAAAAACAAGCUUCCCAUCCUCAUCUACAUCCACGGCGGCGGCUUCGUCAUCGAGACCGCCUUCUCCCCAACCUACCACAACUACCUCAACUCCCUCGUCUCCCAAGCCCAGAUCCUCGCCGUCUCCGUCGAGUACCGCCGGGUCCCGGAGCACCCGCUCCCCGCCGCGUACGACGACGCCUGGGCCACCGCCAAGUGGGUCGCCUCCCACGCCGGUGCAAGCGGCGGCCCCGAGCCUUGGCUCUCCGAGCACGGCGACUUCAACCGCGUCUUCUUGGCCGGCGACAGCGCCGGCGCCAACAUCGCCCACAACGUGGUGCAGCGCGCCGGGACGACAGAUCUCGGAUCUGGGGUGCGGAUCAAAGGGUUGCUUUUGGUCCAUCCGUUCUUCUGGGGGUCGAAGCCCGUGGGGUCGGAGAGCAGGGACCCGGAGCCGAGGAGGAAGACGGAGGAGUUGUGGAGGUUCGCGUGCCCGGGUACGACCGGGGUGGACGACCCUUGGAUUAAUCCGCUGGCCGAGGGGGCGCCGGGGUUGGAGGGGUUGCCGUGCGAGCGGGUGCUGGUGACGGUGGCGGAGAAAGAUUUUAUCAAGGAGAGGGGGAGGGCGUACUACGAGGCGUUGAAGGGGAGUGGGUGGGGAGGGCAGGCGGAGCUGCUGGAGUCGGAAGGGGAGAACCAUGUGUUUCAUCUCCAGAAUCCCACUUGCGACAGUGCCGUGGCCAAGAUGGAGCGCGUGAUUGCUUUCCUGAAUCGCGAGUGAGUUGCUGCGCUGUGGUCCUGAGACUCACGUGGCCUGCAGAAUUCUGGAAUAAUAUUGUUGGCUGGACUUAUGCUCUUGUUGUUUUUCAGAGUAGGCAGGUUUGGUUUGGUUGAAAAUUCAGCCAUGGAAAUGGAUGGGUCCAUUUGUAAUCUGCAGGGUGGUCCUGGCUCGCUCCAUAUAUGUUGGAAAAUGAAAUAACGUGCAAAUAUUUCCAAUAAUUUCAAAUAAUUAAAA
Molecule: messenger RNA, 1273 nt
Organism: Elaeis guineensis (African oil palm)
Lineage: Eukaryota; Viridiplantae; Streptophyta; Magnoliopsida; Arecales; Arecaceae
Product: tuliposide A-converting enzyme 2, chloroplastic
Molecular function (GO): hydrolase activity
Source: RefSeq, a predicted model, not a curated record